CACGAGUUGCAGCGUGCAAAAAAUUGACCUAGCUCUAAUACCAUGUUAGGAAUAAGCAACUUGUAUUCCAUGAGGCCAUAGGCCGAUAUAUAUACAUGUACAGGUGGGAACAUAUGCAGGAAACCCCUUAUACAACGGGAUAAAUAUAAAGGGGUACAUGACUUAUAUUGUAACUCUAACAGGGAGGAUUUGAGGGUCCGAAGAUGCUCUAAUGAGAAUGGGAGAUGCCGCCGAGAGAAAAUUCCAGGAAAAGGUCUUCGUCGACCACUUCGUCUCUUCAUUGAAGCGUUCUCUCUCUCUCUCUCUGCUCUCCGGUGUUCCUCCGCACCCCUCUCCCUCUCCCUCUUCCUCUUUCCAAGUCUGACACCCCGCACACACGCUACCACCACUGGCCGAGAGGCAUGGAGCUGCCUCCGGUUAGCGCUUCCCUGGGUGCCAUGGGCUCCCUCCCAGGGAAGCUGGAACUGGAUCCACUCCUUGAUGCGGAACUCAAGGUUGAGCUGGGGAAACUCACAAACGGGCUGCUGCUGCUCUCGGAGGCACGAGACCCUUCCGUAGAAGCCAGGAUCUGGAUGAAGGAUGUGCGCGAGCUAUCCUAUGACAUGGAAAACUGCGUCGACCUCGCCGACCCGGAUCUCGCCUACCCGGAUACCUGGGUCGGCAGGAUGUCUGGAUUCAAGGCCCGCGUGAAGGAGGCCAACGAGCGGUACGAUAGAUGUAUGCUUGGAAGCAUCCCCGUCUGUUCAAAUCCUGCAACUGAUUUCCAGUUCCUGAUGGUGGACGGCCGGAGGAGGACGCCAGACCUGCCAGUCGUCGGUCUUUAUGAUGGCCCGUUCAAUGCCCUCUACCAGUGGCUGACCGAUGAUGACAAGGAGCUCAAGGUGGCAUCCGUUGUCGGUGUUGGGGGAAUCGGCAAGACCACGCUUGCCAAACAGCUAUGGCGUGAGCACAAACCCAGGGACUACUUUGGCUGCUGCGCAUUUGUGCGGACGGCCAAGAAGCCUGACAUGAGGAGGCUGCUCAGGAGCAUACUCGCACAAGUUCGUCCGCACCAACCACCCGCCACUAAUGAGGUGCACGAGCUGAUUCACGACAUCAAGCAGCAUCUACAAGGGAAAAGGUACUUUCUUAUAAUCGAUGAUUUAUGGGCUACCUCUGUAUGGGAUGUUGCUAGACGGGCUUUCCCGGAGGGUAAUCUAAGUAGGAUAAUAAUAACGACUGAAAUUAAGGAUGUUGCACUGGCGUGCUGUCGUUACCAGUCAAAAUCCAUCUAUAAGAUGGAACCUCUUAGCGUCAAUCACUCAGAAGAAUUGUUCAUCAGAGGAGUGUUUGCCUCUGGAGAAGAAAAAUCUCGCCAAUUGGAUAAAGUGUGGGAGAAGAUAAUAAGAAGAUGUGCUGGUUUACCACUGGCAAUUAUCAGCAUAUCCGGUAUUCUAGCAAGCCAAGGGGAAGCAAAUACAGUACAAGAAAGGGAGCAAAUACAGAACAUUUUACCAACAGAUACAACUCAUGUGGAGGUACUCAAACAAGUACUCAAUUUUUGCUACAAUUGUCUUCCCAGUCAUUUGCAGACAUGUCUGUUGUAUCUCAGUUUAUACCCAGAGAAUUAUAUAAUCUUGAAAGAAGAUAUAGUAAAGCAAUGGGUAGCUGAAGGUUUCAUCCUUGCACCAAGAGAGGAGGACAAAUUGAAGGUUGGCGGGAACUAUUUCGAUAAGCUUGUAAAUAUGGGCCUGAUCCAAUGUAUAGAUGUGGGCUAUAGUAAUGACGUAUAUUACUAUGCAGUGCACCCCAUGGCACACAAUCUUAUUACAUCGAAGUCCAGAGAAGAGAAUUUUAUGACGGUAAUAGAUUAUUCCGAAAGGACAAUGGGGUUUGCUAACAAGGUUAGUCGUCUGUCCCUCCAGUUUGGCAGUGCAACAUAUGCAACUAGACCAGAGAGCAUCGGACUGUCGCAAGUUCGAUCACUUGCCUUUAUUGGACUAAAGAGCUGUUACUCUUCCAUUUUGGAGUUUAAGGUUCUACGAGUCCUGAUCCUUCAUAUGUGGGCUGAUGAACCAAGCACCGGUGUGGACCUCAAGCCUACCUCUGAAUUGGCUCUACUGCGAUCAUUGCAGGUCACAUGCAACGACACCGUACAUCUUCCAGAUCUGAUGCAAGGUCCGAAACACUUGGAAACACUAGAGAUAGAUGCAAGGGUGGCAGCUAUUCCAGCGAAUAUUGUUCAUCUUCGAAGCUGGUUGCAUCUGCGUCUCGGAGUUGGCACAGAAGUGCCCGAUUUGACGGGUACCCUGAAAAUUGUCACCACCCUGAAUCCUCCUAUUUCAUUGGACGAUCCAAGCUGUUCUUGCAAAUCAGGGAAGACAACGGAGUUUCUGUCACCCAUCUGUUCUUGCAAAUCAGUGAAGACACUGGAGUUGCUGUCACCCAUCUGCAGAGUCCCCAAGUGGAUUGGACAGCUUACCAACCUAUGCAUUUUGAAAUUUGUAGUGCGAGAACUCCAAAGAGAUGAUAUCAGUAACCUGCAACAAUUGUCAUUUCUCGGUGUUCUCUCGUUGCAUGUCCAGCAACCAACUACAGGACUCAUCGGCUUCGCACCGGGAGCGUUUUCUGCUCUAGAGUAUUUUGAGUUCAGGUGUGGUGUACUGCGCCUGCUGUUUCAGGAAGGAACAAUGCCCAAUCUUGAGAGGCUUAAACUAGGUUUCAAUGCCUACCCAAGAGAUGGAUUUUUUCUUGUCGGCGUUGAAGAUCUGUUAAGCGUCAAGGAGAUUUCUGGAGUAAUCGGGCUAACCGCCGGUGCUGUGGAAAGUCACUUCAUGGCUGCAGAGUCUGAAUUCAGGAAAGCCAUGGGCAGGCACCCUAACCUGAGCGUAGAGAGAGAGGAAUUGUAUGCUGACGCAGAAAAACAGCACGAGAUCCACCCGUCAACAUCAAGUGAACAAACUGAAAGUCCAAGCAAGGAGUCUCAGGAUGUGCGUGGUUGGGCAGAAAAACAGCACCCGAUCCCAGGGAAACACACACCAGCAUCAGGUGAAGAGCUACAUUACCAGACAGAAAUAAAACAACAUUCCAGCAGCGACUCUCAACUCAUUAAAAGAUCACCAGCACCAUUGAGAAUUUCUGGAAAGGAUGGUCUAGACCAACUGUUAGUUUCCAAUAAAGAAACAGGUCUUGAGAAGCUGACACUCGUGCGUUGCCCACCUCUGGAGUUGAAGCACCUUCUGAUGCUAACCUCGCUGAAGACAUUGGUUGUAGAACAUUCAGAUGGUCUGGUUGGACCACUAGGAGGCCAGGGUGAUGUGGAAUGGCAGCUCCCUGUUGAGCAUAUCAAGAUAAAUUACUUAAGUGGUAACAGUGGGGAGGAACUGACAGAGCUCCUCCCCCACCUCCCAAAACUCUCCAAACUGGUAAUCUACGACUGUAAAAAGAUAAAAAGGCUGGUAGUGGGGCUGGAUGUGCAACAAAAAACAUCAGAAGCAUCAGAGAUGGCGGGAGGUGAAAUAACAGCAGCAGCAGCAGAGGAAGAGGAUGAUGGAGUGUUGCUCUUCCCUGCUCAUCUCUGUGACUCACUACGGGAAUUGGAGUUCUCUUUCUGCCCAGAGCUGGUCCUGGUGGGCCCGCCAACUCUUGUUCCUGGUGGAGAAUGGCUCCAAGCCUUGCGAUCCCUCCAGAGUUUAACAAUACGGUGGUCCCCAAAGUUUCUAUCCACCUUCUCCUUUUCCUCUCACAUUUUCCCUUCCUCCCUGCACUUCCUGGAGCUUAUGAGUGUGAAAGGCAUGGGGACACUGGAGCCCCUCUCAAACCUCUCCUCUCUCACCAAAUUAGUAUUGCUUCGGUGCGGAGAGGAUCUGAAAUGUCAUGGCUUGUGGUCUCUCCUUACCACCGGAGGCCAGCUCAACGAAUUAGUGGUCAGGGGCAGCCCUCGAUUCUUUGCUGAUUGGGAUCCCAAUCCCAGACGGGCUUUGGAGGAUGCUGAGGGAGGUGAAGAGCAGCAGACACAGCUUGUUUCAUCCACACUGCGUGGGCUCUGGACAGAUGACAUAGCAGGACUUCUUGCUGCACCCGUCUGCAGAUUCCUCUCUUCCUCCCUCACCAAGCUGAGACUUUGGGGGGAUUGGUGUGAAGGGAUGCAGCGGUUCAGCAAGGAGCAAGAGGACGCCCUUCAACUCCUCUCCUCCCUCCGGGAACUAGAGUUUUGGGAUUUCAAGGGCCUUCAACAAUUCCCUGCAGGGCUGCACAACCUUAGCAACCUCAAGAAUUUAGUAGCCUACGAUUGCCCAGUCAUUUCUUCAUUGCCUAACGAUGGCCUCCCCAAAUCACUACAAAAGCUAGCUGUCUACCACUGCAGCGAGAAGCUAAAACAGCAGGGCAGGGGGUUGGAGGGAACCAUCCCAACAGUCCAAAUAGUCUGAUCCAAGGGAGGGACUCUGCCUUGGAGUUCCCUUGUACAUUCUUUUAGCCUUGGACCUUCCCAUACAAACACAUGCAUGACACAAGGGCCUUGUGGCUGUGGUCUUCCUUCCUGUACUUCAAUCUGGUGUUUGUUCGAUCUUAUAGGCUUCUUCAUAUUUUGCAUUUAAAUUUGGGUUAUUGUUAUUCAUCAAGACAUGGCAGUCUACUCACCUAUUUUGGGUGUCGCGGUCAAAAUAGCAGUAGAACAUCAUUAUGGAAUAAAUGAGACUUCGGGUCAAGCUACUGAUAUUAAGGUGUUCUUAUGUUUGUUUGGUGGGCUUUCAAGCCACUUGUGUUUACAUUUUGUCCAAAACGAUGAAGAGUGAAGGUGUGCCUGGAAAAUCUUCAGACUUAGUGAUCAAAGGAUCAUCUGGCAUAAUUAUGUCUAUAAUUUAAUGUUUUGCUGCUGAUCAUGUUUGCAGUUUUGCCAUCCAGGUAUACUUGCAACUGAUAGGUUUGCGGUUUUUCAAUUCAGUCUACGUUCUAGUGAUGGGACUUGUACCAACCAAAUCCAUCCAAGCGCACACUGGCCGCCCAGGAAUUGCUGCAGUCGUUGCCAAUAGCACCCCCCAAGGCACAUUGUCAAGUUGUUGUUGCAGAAAGAUUUUUCCAAGGCAAACAAGCCAUGAGUACCCGAAUACCCGAAGAUAGAUGCAGCUAAUUAUCGAAAGCUUGCACUGCAAAGGUAAGAAGGGAUUAUUCAUGUCUGCUCUGAGUACCAGAAGAGGGACAUAAUCUUGUCAGGAGAAGAACCAGGCUGCAUCAUCUUGUGAAGAAGUUGACACUUGUUAUGUUGUUAUAACUGAAAAAAUUGACACCCAGCGUUUAUCGUGACAUGCCACCACCCUUGACCGUGCAUCCAACAACUCUGAAGACUGCAGCUGUAGCUGCUUGAAUUACCUUUUACUGACUCCUUGUUCACAUGCUUCACUUCAGUGUUAAAGUUAUCUGAAUUCGCCUA
Aegilops tauschii subsp. strangulata is the source of this 5410-nucleotide messenger RNA. NCBI's taxonomy places the organism in Eukaryota, Viridiplantae, Streptophyta, Magnoliopsida, Poales, Poaceae. The record is from RefSeq and is a predicted model, not a curated record.